Molecule: messenger RNA, 1489 nt
Organism: Cuscuta campestris
Lineage: Eukaryota; Viridiplantae; Streptophyta; Magnoliopsida; Solanales; Convolvulaceae
Source: the annotation of a GenBank genome assembly
CUCUCAUUCUUUUACCAAUUCAAAUUGAAAAGAAAACCAUAUAUAGUCGUCAUGGCAGAAGCCAUCAUGCCGCCACAAGAAAGUAAGACAAGUUGUCACCAUGCCAUGUUUGGUAUUAGUACAAGUAUCCAUGAUUCUCUACUCCCUCCAAAGAAAUGUGGGCGGCGUUGUCGUGUUCUUCAGAAGCCGGCGAGGAGAUGUUUCCGGCCGGGAAGAAGCCGCGGCGGCAAGACUCAAGAAUCAUCGCUGCUGUAUUGCUUGAGGAAAAGGUAGAGGAGACGGACGCGGACGAUCUCCAAUCGCCCGAAGAAGGGGAGGCCCGCACGAGUUGGUCGUGCGCCUUAAAAACUAAUUCAGUGGAAUCAAAGCCAAAUCUUGGAAAGCCUAAACCCUAGUUUGUUGUAGUCUAGCUUCCGCCGUUGCCGCCGUCGCCUAUGAUUUGCCUGGCGACGGCGGCGUCACUGCCUGUUCCUGUUUCCACUGUCCAAACUUCAACAUCGUUCUCUCAAUAGUUCAAUUUUACUUGUCCAGCCACAAAAAAAAACUGGUCGUAAUCAAUUUCUGGCUUAAUUUUUGUUCAACAUCGUUCAACAAAUUUGGGCACCACCAGUCUCAGUCGUCGUCUCCGAAUAGCCAUCGUGCAGACACUGGAGGUCGGAUCUUCUGGUAGUGUGUAGAUCCAAGUUCUCUAAAGUCCACCAAUCUGCCGCGCCGCCCAAGAAUUGUCGGCCAAAGACUUGGAUCGAUCAAUUUCACACCAGGAAGUUCCCGAUCACAGAAACCUUCGUCUCGAUCGUAGGUCUUCUCCCGAUCUCAUCCCGUUUUGUCCGGAACCGUCUCUGUCCCGUUUCCUUCGCUCAAUUCCGUUACCUCCGUCGCUUGUAGUUUGUCCAGCGGUGGCGGCGGCAUCAUCAUCCGCAAGUUUGUCCAGCGACGGAGAGUUCAUUGGUUGUACCUAUUUGGGUAAGCCUCAAAUUUGGUCCGCAAGUUACAACCACAAAUCAAAUAGGGUGGGCCACUGCAUCUGUCUCAUGGCUCUAUUUGUUGGGUUUAAUAUGGUGGCAUGAAGUUUCUCUCAAAGUUGGUUACUAGUUCUAUAGUGAUUAAUGGAUUGGUUUGCUCGUACUCCACGGAAGAAGAUUUUCAUAUUUGGACCGAGCCAUUUUGUUGACGUUUUGAUGACAUUGUUUUUGGUUGCUAUUUGGUAUGUUCAAGUGCAACUAGCUGUAUGUUCGGCAUGUAUGUUUGUGAGGUUGGUCGCAUAGUCGCGCCUCAGUCCGACAUAUCAAUUUGUGAGGUUGGUCGCAUAGUCGCGCCUCAGUCCGGCAACACAGCCUCCAAGUUUGGGAUGCUUGUUAGUCGUCCCCGUGUCACCGCGUGGGAGUCAUUCGUCAUCAAAAUUUAUUGUUCGUUUGCAGGGCCGGUCACCUUCGUUCGUUGUUGUCACAGCAGNGGGACGAUUCGAGCCAAAUAAGCAUUUUACCCAUUU